AUGUCCUUUAUUCGAAGCUCACUGCCCAUUGUAUCGGUGUUUUCUGCAAACACCAAUGUGGGUAAAACCAUUGCUUCGACUGUUUUAUGUCGAGGUGCUAAUGCUGUAUUAGGUCGUCACCAGCAAUCCCAAAUGAUGGCAGAAACUGGAUUGAAUUCUUCAGUUUUGUAUCUUAAACCGGUUCAAACUGGAUACCCAAUAGACUCUGACUCUAGGAAAGAUCAUAUUACAUUCUGUCCUGGUAUUCGAUCAGAAACUCUUAUUACUUAUACUGAGCCUGCUAGUCCUCACUUGACGGCUAUUCAAGAAAAUCGCAUCAUUUCGGACGACAAUCUACGUCAACGCAUCAUGGCUGCGAUUGAGGCGUUUAGUGAAUCUCUUGGUGGUCAAACUGGGUUUUCUUUGAUAGAAACUGCUGGAGGAGUUCAUAGUCCAACCAUAUCAGGAUCACUUCAAGCAGAUUUGUAUCGCACGUUUAGAUUUCCGGUUAUCCUUGUAGGCGAUUCUCAACUGGGCGGCAUCUCAACUACCCUUACAUCGUAUGAAUCACUUUUGAUGAGAGGAUUUGAUGUGCCAUGUGUUGUGAUGUUUGAUAAUCCAAAAUACAGCAAUCACACUAUUGUUCGAUCCAAUCUUGAAAAGAAUACAACUCUAUUUACCAUACCAGCUCCUCCCCCUCUUUCAAUCCAUGAUACUGCAUUUGGUAGUUCAGCCGAUGUAUCCAACAUGAAAGCAUACUACGGGUCUGUCAAUGAUCAAGCGACAGACAUUGCAAAGUAUGUGUUGGAUACGCAUGCUACACAAAUUAAACGUGUCAACGAUCUAUCCCAUAAAAGUAUAUCCAAACUUUGGUGGCCAUUUACGCAGCACGGAACCACUUCAACUGCAAUGGUGAUUGACUCGGCUUUGGGUGAUGACUUUACUGUGUUUGAUCCAACACUACAACGAUCGCGACAGUUGUUUGAUUCUUGUGGAAGUUGGUGGACUCAAGGUGUUGGCCAUGGUAACGUUCAUUUGGCAAAAGCAGCAGCUUAUGCAGCAGGACGAUACGGACACGUUAUUUUUCCCGAAAACGUGCAUGAGCCUGCUUUACAUCUAGCCGAUCGUCUGCUGGAAACCGCUGGUAAAGGAUGGGCAUCUAGAGUAUUUUACACCGAUAAUGGAUCCACAGCAACUGAAGUGGCAUUGAAAAUGGCGUUUAAGAAAACCACUACGCAGCACAACUUGAUUAAACCUAAAUUGGAUGUGGUUGGACUGAAUGGGUCGUAUCAUGGGGAUACAAUUGGUGCCAUGAGUGCUUCUGAUCCCAACGUGUACAACGAACAAGCAGACUGGUAUAUAGGACGCGGUGUUUGGUUUGAACCACCUACGGUUGUGCUGAAGCAUGGAAAAUACAUUGUGCGAUUACCCGAGAGUGUUACUAUACUGGCCAAACAAUAUGGAUGGACUGAGGAUCUGAUCAGAGUGUCACUGGAAAAUCGCGACCAAAUAUUCGAUAUUCAACGUGAUGAAUCCAAACUUGCACAACUAUAUCAAGCAUGGAUUGAAACAACGUUGGGUGAAGCCGAAAAAAAUGGACAUGUGCUUGGCGCUUUAAUCAUUGAACCAGUAUUGAUGGGUGCAGGCGGUAUGAUGUGGGUAGAUCCGCUUUUCCAUCGCCAACUGGUGAAUAGUGUUCGAAAUAGGAACUCGUGUGCGCCAAUGCCUGUGAUUUAUGAUGAGGUGUUUGUUGGUAUGCAUCGAUUGGGCUUUGCUAGUGCUGGCGUGUCGCUUCUACAUGUUGAGCCAGAUAUUGCGUGUUACGCAAAGUGUCUUACAGGAAUUGUUCCCAUGGCUGUGACACUGGCUCGAGAAACAGUGUUUGAUGCAUUUAAAGGAGAAAGCAAGAUACAAGCCUUAUUGCAUGGCCAUUCUUUUACUGCUCAUCCAGUUGGGUGUCAAGUGGCUGUCCGUAGCAUCGAAUUAUUGGAAAGCCUCAAAGAGAAAAGGGUAAACUGUACUGAUUCUGCUGCUUCGCGAUCGGAACAUCAACAGUAUGUGACGUGUGUAUGGGAUGGAGAUCUUUUGGACAAGAUUGCUGCACUUUCUAUUGUGGAUGGUAUUGUUCCUCUUGGAACGGUAUUGGCCAUUGAGCUUGCAACAACUGAAAAAGGUUAUGCAUCUCAGGCAUCUAUAGACAUUAUCCGUGCACUCAGGACAGAGCAAGGAGGCAACAUCUUUGCACGUCCAUUAGGAAACGUCAUCUAUUUUAUGGCAACACAAGAAACUCCAACUGACCGUAUUCAACAGGUUUUGAACAAGGUUUAUAAUCAGCUUGUUCAGUUGAAGUAAACCUUGCUACAGGGACUUGAAUCAAUUGCUCAAGACACUAAACCUCUCUCAAUGCAACUGCAGACUUUAUCUACCAUCCGAUCAACACCCUUCACAGAAAACUACAAGUAAAUAAAAAUGCUGGUGCUU
Molecule: messenger RNA, 2460 nt
Organism: Batrachochytrium dendrobatidis JAM81
Lineage: Eukaryota; Fungi; Chytridiomycota; Chytridiomycetes; Rhizophydiales
Exons: 4
Coding region: 1-2331 (776 amino acids)
Biological process (GO): biotin biosynthetic process
Cellular component (GO): mitochondrion
Molecular function (GO): dethiobiotin synthase activity; magnesium ion binding; pyridoxal phosphate binding
Source: RefSeq, a predicted model, not a curated record